CCAUGGCUAUGCUCCUUCCAGUAUAUACGUUCUAAGGUUUUGGUGCUUUUUAGCGUUUGAGAGUGUUUCCACGUGUUGAUAAGCGCGUUGUGUUUUUGACGUGUUUUUAAUUAAAAAUUUGUCAAGAUGACAGAUGUUGCAGACACAAGUAAAAAGAAGGAUUCACUUGGUGAUCUUCAAAAGAAGAUGAAGUGUGAACUUCAGCCUUCCAAUGAGGAAGUAAAGCUUGAAUGUAAAGACUGGCCUUUACUAUUCAAGAAUUUUGAUAAAAUGUUAACACGUACAAAACAUUUUACACCAUGCACAAGUGGUUCAACCCCACUUAAUCGUGAAUUAUCAGAAUACAUAAAAUCAGGUUGUAUUAAUUUAGACAAACCGUGCAAUCCAUCAUCGCAUGAAGUAGUAGCUUGGAUAAAGAAAAUUUUAAGAGUGCAGAAAACUGGUCACUCUGGCACAUUAGAUCCUAAAGUAUCAGGAUGCUUGAUAGUCUGCAUAGAUAGAGCAACCAGAUUAGCAAAGUCACAACAAUCCGCUGGAAAAGAAUACAUUGCUGUAUUCAAACUGCACUCGGCGCCAGAAAGUGUACAGAAAGUAAAGCAAGCGUUGGAGAAAUUGCGCGGUGCUCUGUUCCAACGACCGCCCUUAAUAUCGGCAGUCAAAAGACAGCUUCGCGUUAGAACAGUUUAUGACAGUAAGCUCCUUGAUUACGAUGAAGAACGCAAUAUGGGAAUAUUCCGCGUUAGCUGCGAAGCUGGCUCGUACAUCAGAACGAUGUGUGUUCAUCUGGGACUCUUUUUGGGUACUGGUUGUCACAUGCAGGAACUCCGCAGAAGUCGUUCCGGAGUUCAAUCUGAAGAUGAUAAUAUGGUUACCAUGCAUGAUAUAAUUGAUGCCCAAUGGCUGUACGAUAAUCACGGAGAUGAAUCGUAUUUGAGAAGAGUUAUUAAACCACUCGAAGCACUACUAAUAAACCACAAGAGAAUUAUCUUGAAAGACAGUGCUGUUAAUGCUAUUUGUUACGGAGCAAAAAUAAUGUUGCCGGGUAUUUUAAUGUAUGACCAAGGAAUAGAAUUAAAUCAGGAGAUUGUAAUCGUAACUACUAAGGGUGAAGCUGUGGCACUUGCUAUAGCUUUGAUGACUUCAUCCACCAUAGCUGCUUGCGAUCAUGGAGUAGCAGCAAAGACCAAAAGAGUAAUCAUGGAGAGAGAUUCAUAUCCGAGAAAGUGGGGCUUAGGACCUAAAGCAUUGGCAAAAAAACGUAUGAUAAUUGAAGGGAAAUUGGAUAAAUAUGGAAAACCAAACGAGAACACGCCAGCUGAGUGGUUACAAAAUUGCGAUUCUUCUACUACAACAAAGACAACAACAGAAGUUAAGCUUGAGCCAAAUGGCGACCAAAUUAGUGACUCUAGAAAAAGAAAGCGAGAGGAAACUACAACAGAUGUAACAGAUGUAACAGAUGUAAAAAAAGAACAAAUAACAGAUCUGGAAACGUCGUCACCGAAAGAUAAAAAGAAAGAGAAAAAAGAAAAGAAGAAGAAGAAGAAGAAAGAAAAAGAAAAAGAAAAAGAGAAGCAAGACACAGAAGAAUCUAUAGUGAUGGAAGAAGAAGCUAGUAAGGAAUCAACAACAGAAGAGAAAAAGAAGAAAAAAAAGAAGAAAGAUAAAGAUCAGGAACUUCCAUCGAGUUAAAUUUAUAUCUUUUUCUUUUUCUAGUAAAAUAAUUUUAUAUAAUAAAGAAACCAUAUGUAUGUACGUAAAGUAAGCAGUUACUUUCUUAUAACAUUUUGUAAUAACUUUUUUUUUUUUAAAGUUUGAUACAGACGAUAUUUUACUUCGCGUACAGUAACUCCUCGAAUUCUACGCUUUUAUGUUUCGAGCAAAAACUAAAAUCUGUGAAUUUUGCUACUUUUUACAUUUCUUGCAUUUAUAUACUGUUACUUUUAUCAAUUUGAAUUAUUUUUCUUAUUUAGUAACUUGUUGAAAUAAGAAGAUUUAUUAUACAUUUAUAUUUUAAUUAUGAAAAGGAAGAACUAGUUUUAUAUGAGAUACACUGAUGUAUUUUUUGAUAAAAGAUAUGUGGUUUUCUGUUUUAUAGUUUUGCACAAAUCAUUGCUAUAAAAUAAGCAAUGAUAAAUAUACCGUCAGAGAUAUAAUAUCCCAAGAUAUUCUGGUGUAUCACAAUCUGACUUCCAUAAUAAUAUUCAAGAUGAGCUAUUUUUAUAUACAAAUGAAUUGUGUUAUCAUCUAGAUAUUGUACAAUCCUUUGUGUUUGUAAAAGCAUUUACGUGUCUCAAUCUACGAUUCGCAAAAAUUACUUCGCAGACCAAAAAUCAAAUUUAUAUAAAGCGACAUUUUUAAUAAAAUUUAAAAUUUAUCACACACA
Molecule: messenger RNA, 2383 nt
Organism: Pseudomyrmex gracilis
Lineage: Eukaryota; Metazoa; Arthropoda; Insecta; Hymenoptera; Formicidae
Gene: Nop60B
Product: H/ACA ribonucleoprotein complex subunit 4
Exons: 8
Coding region: 127-1689 (520 amino acids)
Biological process (GO): snRNA pseudouridine synthesis; box H/ACA sno(s)RNA 3'-end processing; rRNA pseudouridine synthesis
Cellular component (GO): box H/ACA snoRNP complex
Molecular function (GO): RNA binding; pseudouridine synthase activity
Source: RefSeq, a predicted model, not a curated record